CCUGCCUCUCUCACCAACAAGCCAAAGGAAAACCAUUGUUAAACAAAAGCAAUGGCUCUCACCAACUCAUCCAUUCUUCCCACCAACUCCAUCCUUCAAUCUCCGUCGUCAAAGCCUUUCUCCAAGGCUAAGCCAUUAUCUCUCGUUCGGAUCUCCGCCGUCCUGUCUUCCGACUCCCCUAAAAACCCCGUUGUCUCCGACAAAUCCGUCAAGCAGCCUGCUACUGCUCCACUCGCCGCCGCCAAAUCUGCUUCCUCUCCCGCCACUGCUCCACCGCAGAAUGCGGUGCCCGGAAAAUGGACCGUGGAUAGCUGGAAGUCUAAGAAGGCUUUGCAGCUUCCGGAAUAUCCGGAUCAGGCGGAGCUUGAGUCGGUUCUGAAGACUAUCGAUGCUUUCCCUCCGAUUGUAUUUGCUGGAGAGGCUCGGAGUCUCGAGGAAAAGCUCGGGGAAGCCGCCAUGGGAAGCUCUUUUCUGUUACAGGGCGGAGAUUGUGCUGAGAGUUUCAAAGAGUUCAACGCCAAUAACAUUCGUGACACUUUCCGGAUCCUUCUUCAGAUGGGUGCCGUUUUGAUGUUCGGCGGUCAAAUGCCCAUUAUCAAGGUAGGGAGAAUGGCAGGGCAAUUUGCAAAGCCGAGAUCGGAGCCAUUCGAGGAGAGGGAUGGAGUGAAGCUGCCGAGUUAUAGAGGAGACAAUGUAAACGGGGACGCAUUUGAUGAAAAGUCAAGAAUUCCUGAUCCGCAGAGAAUGAUUCGAGCUUAUUGUCAAUCAGCAGCUACUUUGAAUCUUUUGAGAGCUUUUGCCACGGGAGGUUAUGCUGCCAUGCAAAGGGUUACUCAAUGGAAUUUGGACUUCACGGAACACAGUGAGCAAGGAGAUAGGUACCGAGAACUAGCAAGUCGUGUGGAUGAGGCCCUUGGAUUUAUGGCUGCAGCUGGACUUACAGUUGACCAUCCUCUCAUGACAACAACUGAUUUCUGGACUUCGCAUGAGUGCUUGCUCUUGCCAUACGAACAGUCGCUUACUCGUCUUGAUUCUACAUCUGGCCGUUACUAUGACUGUUCUGCUCAUUUCCUAUGGGUUGGGGAACGUACAAGACAGUUGGAUGGUGCUCAUGUUGAGUUCUUGAGAGGAGUUGCUAAUCCCCUUGGAAUUAAGGUGAGCAAUAAGAUGGAUCCAAAUGAGCUAGUGAAGCUGAUCGGGAUUUUGAACCCUCAGAACAAACCUGGAAGGAUUACAGUUAUCACAAGAAUGGGUGCUGAAAACAUGAGAGUGAAGCUUCCUCAUCUAAUUAGGGCAGUGCGCCGUGCUGGGCAAAUUGUCACCUGGGUCAGUGAUCCAAUGCACGGAAACACCAUCAAGGCUCCUUGCGGUCUCAAAACUCGCCCCUUCGAUUCCAUAAGGGCUGAAGUGAGAGCUUUCUUCGAUGUGCACGAGCAAGAGGGAAGCCAUCCCGGAGGUGUUCAUCUUGAGAUGACAGGCCAAAAUGUGACGGAAUGCAUCGGGGGAUCCCGGACCGUUACAUUUGAUGACUUGAGUUCAUGCUACCAAACCCACUGUGACCCUCGGCUGAAUGCCUCUCAAUCUCUUGAGCUUGCCUUCAUCAUUGCAGAGCGCCUUAGAAAGAGGAGGAUCAACUCACAGCAACAACUGAUCACAGGGCUGUAAAGUUGCGCUCAGGAUAUAUCCACCAGGCUUACCUAGAUGUUUUCAGUUUGUGAUUCUUUAGUUUCGUCCUGUAUUUUCAUGCGUAUAGUGGAGAAAGAAGGUUGGGAUUUGAGAGGGAAUAAAAAAGCUUAAGCUAUGACUGAAUUCUAAAUAUUAAGGAUGUUGUCUUAAUACAGGUACAGAGAAGGCGAGAGCUGAUGUUUUCAAAUGAAA
Molecule: messenger RNA, 1878 nt
Organism: Hibiscus syriacus
Lineage: Eukaryota; Viridiplantae; Streptophyta; Magnoliopsida; Malvales; Malvaceae
Product: phospho-2-dehydro-3-deoxyheptonate aldolase 2, chloroplastic-like
Exons: 5
Coding region: 52-1665 (537 amino acids)
Biological process (GO): aromatic amino acid biosynthetic process
Molecular function (GO): 3-deoxy-7-phosphoheptulonate synthase activity
Source: RefSeq, a predicted model, not a curated record